UUCUUUAUAUUAUAUUAUAUUAUAUUAUAUUAUAUUAUUCAUUGAUGCCUAUAUAACCAUAUGUUAUCCUUGAUUCCUUUCUCUCCUCAUCUGUAUGCCAUUUUCAAGCUUUCAUCAUGGUGGACUCCUCAGCUUCAUACAUCCGAAUGGUGCAACAUCUGAUAGAGAGGUGUCUAUUGUUCAACAUGAGCAAAGAGGAAAGUGUUGAAGCCAUAUCUCAGCAUGCCAACAUAAAUCCUAUCAUCACUUCCACAGUUUGGAAGGAAUUGGAAAAGGAGAACAAGGAGUUCUUUGAAGGAUACACACGUGCGAGGGAGGAAAGUCUUGCUGAGACCAACAACACAAGUCCUGUUUAAAACAAGCAUAUGUUACUGUAGUGGCAGAAGAAGAAUUCUGUAAUAAAGUUUGUGAUGCAUAUCAUCUAUGAAUUGAUCCAUUGGUAUGAUGCUAGCUAGAAGAGGUGAUGGUGUUGCUAGUUCAAGUGAAAAGAUGGGCACCCUUUGUGUUGCCCCCCCUCCACCCCUUCAAUCAUGUAUAUAAUGCCAAACAUUCUUUGGAUUGCCUUUAUAUUGUCUAUCACAGUGAUUGAUAUAAAGUUUGUAUCUGUGUGCAUUGGGUGUGUGUGCAUGGGAACAAUGCAUGGGAAAACCAAGAUUCUAUGGAAAUAAAAAAUGCAUGGUCCAUCGGCUGGGCCCAUA
This is a messenger RNA of Dioscorea cayenensis subsp. rotundata (Guinea yam), 698 nucleotides long. RefSeq lists its product as uncharacterized. The record is from RefSeq and is a predicted model, not a curated record. Bases 117 to 356 code for a protein of 79 amino acids. The transcript is spliced from 3 exons. Lineage: Eukaryota; Viridiplantae; Streptophyta; Magnoliopsida; Dioscoreales; Dioscoreaceae.